Messenger RNA from Diaporthe amygdali, 1167 nucleotides. RefSeq names its product Galactose/lactose metabolism regulatory protein GAL80. Gene Ontology annotation, molecular function: nucleotide binding. The coding region runs from base 1 to 1167 and encodes 388 amino acids. The record is from RefSeq and is a predicted model, not a curated record. The transcript has 2 exons. Lineage: Eukaryota; Fungi; Ascomycota; Sordariomycetes; Diaporthales; Diaporthaceae.
AUGGCGCCCAUCCGUCUGGCCAUCAUCGGCCUAUCCUCUUCAGCAGUGACCUCUUGGGCCAGCAGUGCUCAUUUGCCUUAUCUCCUCUCAGCACGCGGCCGCGCCAAGUACAACAUCGUUGCUUUGUGUAACUCUAGCACUGACGCAGCCAGAAGGGCUAUCAAGACCUACGGCCUCGAUCCCGAAAAGACUCGAGCAUAUGGCAACCCGACAGCGCUCGCAGCUGAUCCCGAGGUCGAUCUUGUGCUUUGCUGCACACGAGUUGACACGCAUUACAGUCUCAUCAAGCCAAGCGUCGAGGCUGGCAAGGCAGUCUUUGUGGAAUGGCCAUUGACACAUGAUGUAGAGCGUUCACGGGAGCUGGCCAACUUGGCAGCCGAGAGAGGCACCCGCACAAUGGUAGGGCUGCAGGGGCGGCUGGCGCCUGUUGUGUUGAAGUUGAAGGAACUACUGCACGACGCAAGCUUGGGCAAGAUGCUGAGUAGUGAAGUAAGGGCUCAUGGAGGCACCAAUGAUCGCGAGAUGGUCGCCGAGGGGCUGGGAUAUUUCGCCGAGAAGAAGAUAGGCGGCAACAUCUUCAUGAUAGGCUUCGCACACAUGUUCGAUUACGUCCAAUCUGUCAUAGGAGAAGCGGCCGAUGUUCAUUCUCACCUCCAGCUCCAACGACCAGAAAUGAAACUCCGUGAUCCAGCUACAAACACUAUUGUUAAAACAGUCACCUCUGACGUCCCGGAUCUUAUCACAGUCACCGCGUCCAUGAGUGGCUCCGCAGUUGCGCAAAAGGGUGCGAGUUUGCUAGUCCGCUUUCGCCGUGGACAGCAAUUCAAGGGGGAGCCGGCCCUGACAUGGCACAUCAACUGCGAGAAGGGCGAGAUCCGGCUUACAGCGCCCAGCGGAACUUCUUUGCACGCAAACUCGUAUUCUGAACCAGUGACAAUCGAGGUGCACGAUUUUCAGACGGAAGAGAUCCGCAAUGUGCAAUGGGAAUGGCCUGAGUGGGAGGAAGAAUUAGACCUGCCGAUUGUAGGUCGCAGCGUUGCUAAACUAUAUGAUUUGUUUCACGCAGAGGCAGUCGAAGGAUUUCCACGGACAUAUCCGAAUUUCUCAGAUGCAUUCAAGCGUCAUGAACAGUUGGACACGCUUUUGGCAAGCUGGAAACCCGCCUGA